Messenger RNA from Colletotrichum godetiae, 2715 nucleotides. RefSeq names its product Six-hairpin glycosidase-like protein. NCBI's taxonomy places the organism in Eukaryota, Fungi, Ascomycota, Sordariomycetes, Glomerellales, Glomerellaceae. Gene Ontology annotation, biological process: carbohydrate metabolic process. The coding region runs from base 206 to 2401 and encodes 731 amino acids. The record is from RefSeq and is a predicted model, not a curated record. The transcript is spliced from 5 exons.
GGGACCCCGCAUUCCCGCCCGCGCCGACCUUAGUCCUCCUCGAUUCGUCAGUUCAUUCAACCUCUUGCUUUUCAACUUCAUCAUAACACGUUACUCACUCGUUUUCUUUUACUGUUUCGCACCCUCACUUACUCGUCGAUUAGAUAGUCAUUCGUCAAUCAACGUCAUCGGCAAGCUACCCACCGUCACUCAUGACCCAGCCGUAAUGCCGAAUUUAUGGACAAGCCUCUUUGCAUUCGUGACCGGCCAAUGGGAUCUCAUAAACCCAGAUUGGAGAGGCAGCUCGCCUCGCGAUGAAUCUGUCCGCAAUGAACCCAGCUGGCAUCAGUACGUUCGGGCGAGCGAGUCCAAGACGAUUUACCCUGCGCGGGUGAUCCCCGACCUAACCCGCGGCGACGUCGCCAAUCCAUCGGGAUUAAUCAACGGCGAGGGCGGGCCAACCGUCUUUACUCGUGUUUCGGCAGGAGAUGAGGCCCCCUCCGUAACAGUUGACUUUGGUCAGAACACUGUGGGGAUUAUCUCGAUCUCAUUUGCUGGGUCGUCUACGACUACUUCUUCUGCCGGUGGAACCGCAGGCCACGAAAGUGAAAGAAAAGACCAGGACGGCAGACCUGGUAUCAGAUUGGCCUUCUCCGAAACACUACAGUUCCUCAGCAACGUCAGCGACUUUUCCCGCUCCUACAACGGGGACACAAUCACCCCAGGCAGCGACCAAAUCGCAGUCAACAAGGACGCCUACACCUGGACCGCAAAACACGGCUGCCAGUACCCCAGCAAAGGCGAAGGCAAAGGCCAAGUCUGCGCAGACGGCCUCCACGGCUUCCGCUACGUCCGCAUCUACCUCGACGCCCUGCCCUCCGACGCGCCGCACACCCUCCCCCAAGGCAAAGUCACCAUCUCGUCGCUGUCGCUCGCGCUCUCGGCCUACCACGGCACCCCCGACACCUUUAAAGGCUGGUUCGAGUGCAGCGACGAGGAUCUGACGCGGUGGUGGUUCGACGGGGUGUACACCAACGAUUUGUGCGUCGACACGUUCCGCGGCGCCGAGGACGCGGAGCCCCGGGGCGCGGCGAGCGAGACGCUCGAGGGCAAGGUUGUGUUGCAUGACGCGCCGAAGCGGGAUCGGGAUCCGUAUGUUGGGGAUUUGGCGGUCGCGGCGCUGACGGGGUAUGUGUCUCAUGGGGUAGGAGACUUGAGCGAGGCGAGUAGGAAUGUGUUGGUGGAUUUGGCAGUUCAUCAGAGGGGUGAUGGAUGGAUUCCGCCGGCGAGCAUUAUGAACUACACGCUCCCCCUCUUCGACUACCCCCUCUGGUGGGUCGUCUGCAGCCACGACUACGUCUGGUACACGGGCGACGUGGAGUACAUCUCGUCCUAUUACGCCAACCUCGUCGCCGUGCUCGACGGGUGGUACGUCUCCGUCACGGACCCGGAGACGGGGCUCGUGACAAAGGGGCUCAACGGCACCUCUGGCUACGGCGACUACGCUUUCCUGCCGCGACAGGGCCCCGUGACGUACUACAACGCGCUCUACGUCCUCGCACUGCGGCGGGCCGCGGAGAUGGCGGCGGAGAUUGGAAAGAAGGGGGACGCGGAGAGGUGGGGUACGAGAGCGGACGAUGUCGCUGAGACGCUGGCUAGGCGGAACUUUGACGAGGCGACGGGUGCGUUUUGGGAUGGGACGGGUGGGGAUGGGGAGUUUGUGGCGGCGCAUGCGCAGGAUGGGAACAGUAUUGCCAUACUUGCCGGCGGCGUGGUCGGGACGGAGACGGCGAAGGGGAUCUUGGCGUACUACGCCGGCGUCGCGUCUCGGACGUACGGGAACGCGUUCUACGACUCGGAUGCUGUCGGGGAAGGGUUCAGUCAGCGGGUGUACGCCUUUAUAUCCUACUUUGAGAUGGCGGCGCGGUUCGCGUCUGGGGUCGGGGAGACGGCAGUGGAGGAGAUGAGGAGGUUAUACGGGUGGAUGGCGGGGCAGGAUCCCGGGGUGACGUUCUGGGAGGGGAUUGGCCCCGGGGGGAGGCCGUAUGAGGACGGGUUCACGAGUAUGGCGCACGGGUGGUCUACGGGGAUUGUGCCGCUUAUGAGCGGGUAUGUUCUCGGGAACACCAGCUUCACUUCCAACAACAUCUUUAAACCCUUCUUCACCAACCAACAAACCACCAACGAAAUCCUCAAAAUGGUCCGCAUCAUCUCCGCCGCCGUCGCCUUCCUGGCCUUCUUCGCCACCACCGAGGCCUGCUCAGGUUGGUACCAGUGCAAGUACAAGGACGGAAGCCACUGCUGUGUGAUUGACAGCGGCCUCGGCGCCGGCGGAUGCCCUUCCAAGUGCGACGGUGGCUCCAAGUGGCCUGCGGAGUGCAUUAGCCAGACUACUGGUAACUCCCGUACUGAGUGCAAGUAAAUCGCCGAGCUGUAUGUUCAAGUGCGACUACCGGGGUAUCAUGAACGGGUAGAACUAUGGCAGGACUCCCCGGACUGUUCCGGAUUUUUGCUUGGAAAGGGUGUAGUUUCAACAAAAAUAGAACUUCACUCGGCCUUGGAUGAGAGAAUGUGAAAGGUGGGAGGGGUGGUUGGCUGCUUCGUAACUCAGGAGGAGGAAACACUCUUCAUUUGGGCUUUUCAGGGGAGGGGUAUAAGCAGACAAGUUUGCCAAGUAUACGGACGGCAAACGGUCCCCGAAACCUCAGAAGACAAACCACCAAUGAAGUGUUCUAC